AAGUCCCAGUGGCGGUGACACCUUGGUAGAGUGACCGGCGCUGACAUCCUUUCUCAGUUUGUUAACCUUUGGGUGUCUCUUCCGCUAGAGGAACGUGUACAGGUGUGAAGUCGUGAGGGAAGCUGGGAUAGUUGGGAAAGGUUGUUGUGGUAUAGGCUAUUUUUCCCUUACAUUUUCAUUAGUUUGUUCCAGAAACUAUGGACACUAUAAAUAAUAAUAAAUCAUAUCCACUUUAUAGGCUUCAUGAUAUGUCCUAAUUGCCUAAUUUAUUCCACGUGAUUGUGAUGUCUGGGAGACGAGCUCAUGGCCCAGUAAUGAGCUGUGGCUGAUGCAGUUCUACCACAUAAAAUAUCAGGAUUUAAGGGAGGCUUCCCACAGAUUUCUCUGUAUCUAUUUAAUGAUCGUUUUCCUGCUUUUCCUAGCUGUGGCAUUUUCACUUCUCAGAAGUCUGGUCUUGCUAGCAUGUUCCUAAGUAACUCCACAUCUGAGGCCUCAAAGCACAUUUCACCUUGCCUGCCACCCUUUUCACACUUUAGCCUGGAUGUUACCCUUGGAUCGGCCUUCCCCCUCUUCUUCCUCCUGUGUCACCCACCAUCUCGCCUCUCCACCAGAGUUCCACUCAGAUGCCUGCUCGUCACCCCCAGGCCAUUCAGCACCUGAACAAAUCCCCCCACUGUGGGAAGGUCUCACAUUGGGGGAUACUUACCCCUUCCAGACCCUUCCUGGGGAGAGCAAGUUUCCUUCCAUGUGGCAGGAGCCAGUUUUGUACUUGUCUGGCCUCGUGACUGAGAGGAUGGGAGGUCUGGGGGAGCUGGAGAGGAGAUGGCAGUUUUAACCAAGGAAAAAACACGGAGUGGAAAUGAUCCCUUCUGCCUUCUUCGGGCGUGUCCCUCUUCUGGGCAUCUCUUCAGGAUUUCAUUCCUCCGUCCAACUGCCGUUCACAACUGCCCUUUCCAACUGCUCCAGAACUCUUGGCCCCGGCAUUCCGUGAUGUAAAUUAUUCCACGCAUGGCUCGAAAUGGGUGCGAAGCAGUGUUGCCAGGUGUCGGAUCACUAGUUUGUCAUGGAUGAUGACGACGACUCGUGUCUCCUUGAUCUUAUUGGAGACCCACAAGCAUUGAACUAUUUUCUACACGGACCUAGUAAUAAAUCUAGCAAUGAUGACUCAACUAGCACAGGAUAUUCUGCAGCCAAUUCAAAUUCAAUUUUCGCCAACUCCAGUAAUGCUGAUCCUAAGUCAUCCCUCAAAGCCGUAAGCAACCAGCUUGGAGAAGGGCCCAGUGAUGGACUGCCACUUUCAAGUAGCCUUCAGUUUCUUGAAGAUGAACUUGAGUCUUCUCCUCUUCCCGAUCUCAGUGAGGACCAACCUUUCGACAUUCUUCAGAAAUCCCUGCAGGAGGCCAAUAUCACUGAACAGACAUUGGCAGAAGAGGCAUAUUUGGACGCCAGUAUAGGUUCAAGCCAACAGUUUGCACAAGCCCAGCUUCAUCCUUCUUCAUCAGCAUCGUUUACUCAGGCUUCUAAUGUUUCGAAUUACUCAGGUCAGACGCUGCAGCCUAUAGGGGUGACUCACGUGCCUGUUGGAGCAUCAUUUGCAAGCAAUACGGUGGGGGUGCAACAUGGCUUUAUGCAACACGUGGGGAUCAGUGUGCCCAGCCAACAUCUGUCUAAUAGCGGUCAGAUUAGCGGUUCAGGUCAGAUACAGCUAAUUGGCUCAUUUGGUAAUCAACCCUCCAUGAUGACUAUUAAUAACCUAGACGGAUCUCAAAUCAUAUUGAAGGGCAGCGGGCAGCAAGCCCCAUCAAAUGUGAGUGGAGGACUCCUGGUUCACAGACAGACUCCCAAUGGCAACUCCUUGUUUGGGAGCUCCAGUUCCAGUCCCGUAGCACAGCCUGUUACCGUUCCAUUUAACAGCACAAAUUUUCAGACGUCUCUACCUGUGCAUAACAUCAUCAUACAGAGGGGUCUUGCACCAAAUUCAAAUAAAGUCCCGAUCAAUAUCCAGCCAAAGCCUAUCCAGAUGGGUCAGCAGAAUACGUACAAUGUGAACAAUUUGGGAAUACAGCAGCACCACGUUCAACAAGGGAUCUCCUUUGCCUCCGCCAGCUCACCCCAGGGCUCCGUAGUUGGUCCGCACAUGUCUGUGAACAUCGUAAACCAACAGAACACAAGGAAACCAGUCACCUCACAGGCAGUGAGCAGCGCUGGGGGUAGUAUCGUUAUUCAUUCUCCCAUGGGCCAGCCUCACACACCCCAAAGUCAGUUCCUCAUACCCACAAGCCUUUCUGUCAGUUCCAACUCGGUACAUCAUGUCCAGACCAUAAAUGGGCAACUGCUUCAGACUCAACCUUCUCAGCUCAUCUCCGGCCAAGUGGCCUCAGAGCAUGUCAUGUUGAACAGAAACUCUUCCAACAUGCUCAGGACCAACCAAGCAUAUUCUGGACAGAUGCUGAACAACCAGAAUGCCGCCGUCCAGUUGGUGUCUGGGCAAACGUUUGCCGCCUCUGGAAGCCCAGUGAUUGUCAAUCAUGCCUCUCCUCAGAUUGUUGGUGGACAGAUGCCCUUGCAGCAAGCGUCACCAACCGUAUUACACCUGUCACCUGGGCAGAGCAGCGUGUCCCAAGGGAGACCUGGCUUCACCACCAUGCCCUCGGUGACCAACAUGUCAGGACCUAGUCGGUUCCCUGUCGUCAGCUCAUCCAGCACUGCCCAUCCUAGUCUUGGGUCUGCGGUUCAGUCGGGUGCAUCAGGAUCAAACUUCACGGGAGAUCAGCUGACCCAGCCAAACAGGACUCCAGUACCGGUCAGUGCGUCUCAUCGUCUUCCAGUUUCUUCUUCCAAAUCUACCAGCACCUUCAGUAACACCCCUGGAGCGGGAACCCAGCAGCAGUUCUUCUGUCAGGCUCAGAAAAAAGGUUUGAAUCAGACUUCCCCCAUAUCCGCUUCCAAGACCACAGAUGGCCUGAGGCAAGCACAGAUCCCUGGCCUCCUGAACACCGCACUGCCAGGGCAGGAUUCUGGAAGCAAAGUUAUACCGGUGUCCUUAGGAACCGCACAGCCACAGCAGGAAAAGGUAGUUGGAUCAUCUCCUGGCCAGCCAGCUGUGCAGGUGGAUAGUCAUUCAGGAGGACAAAAGCGGCCUGCUACAAAACAACUAACUAAAGGAGCUUUCAUUCUCCAGCAGUUACAGAGGGACCAAGCCCACGCUGUGACACCUGAUAAAAGUCAGUUCCGAUCACUAAGUGAUGCGGUGCAGAGGCUACUCUCCUACCACGUGUGCCAGGGCUCCAUGCCCACCGAGGAAGACUUGAAGAAAGUCGACAAUGAAUUUGAAACAGUUGCCACUCAGCUCCUAAAAAGGACCCAAGCGAUGCUUAACAAAUACAGAUGCCUGCUUCUAGAAGAUGCCAUGCGGAUCAAUCCCUCUGCUGAGAUGGUGAUGAUCGAUAGAAUGUUCAACCAGGAGGAAAGAGCUUCUCUGUCCCGAGACAAGCGUCUGGCACUUGUAGACCCUGAGGGUUUUCAGGCUGAUUUCUGUUGUUCCUUCAAACCUGAUAAAGCUGCUCAUGAGACACAGUUUGGCCGGAGUGACCAGCAUGGCAGUAAAGCGCCCAGCUCUCUGCACCUGACAGCCAAGGCCCAAAGCCGAGAACCGACGAAUCAUGACCAGUUUCAUCUAGUGCCUAAUCACAUCGUGGUCUCCGCAGAAGGAAACGUUUCUAAAAAAACUGAAUGCCUCGGCAGAGCACUGAAAUUUGACAAAGUGGGCUUAGCACAGUACCGGAGUGCAUCCGAAGAGAAAACAAGCCGGAGAGAGUCCACGAAGGCCAGCGAGUGCUCUCCCGGCCCCGAAGGGCACCGGAAAACCUCAUCCAGACCAGAUCACGGUACUGAGAGCAAACUCUCAAGCAUCCUAGUAGAUUCUCACUUGGAGAUGACGUGUAACAAUUCCUUCCAGGACAAAACUCUGAGGAAUUCUCCAAAGAAUGAAGUUUUACACACAGACAUCAUGAAAGGGUCGGGCGAGCCCCAGCCAGACCUCCAGCUCACUAAGAGUUUAGAAACAACAUUUAAGAACAUCUUGGAACUCAAAAAGGCUGGGCGGCAGCCCCAGAGUGACCCCACGGUUAGCGGCUCUGUUGAGUUAGAUUUCCCCAACUUUUCUCCAAUGGCUUCGCAGGAAAACUGCCUGGAAAAGUUCAUCCCGGACCACAGUGAAGGCAUUGUAGAAACCGACUCCAUUUUAGAAGCAGCUGUAAAUAGUAUCUUAGAGUGUUAAUAGCAGCAGCCCUCCCCCACCCCGCCCCGACACCCCGCCCCGGACAAGUUACAUUCUUUCCUGGCAAAAGCAAAUGGAAGUGUUCUCCUGUCUCCAGCCUGCUUGACCUUUCAUCACAGGUUAUUCUUUCUGAUCUUCAAUCCCAUUCUUUGUUUAAGAGCAAUACUCGUGGUGGUUACAGGGAGAUCCUUUCGUGAAAUUAAUCCUUGUUAGAAAGCAGUCUGAUAGGCCCUACACAUUUCAAGUGUUACGAAAGUGCUUAUAGUCAUUUUCUUUGUGUGUUUGUUUACUUGUUUUAUUAUUACUAUUUUUUUUUUUUUUUUUUUUAAAAACACCAUAACUCACUGAGAUCACAGUACACUUGGCCCUCGGUAAAAUUCUGACAAUCAUUAAGUCAUUUGAAAAGAACAGACUUAUUAAAGAAAAUCAAACAGGACUGAUAGAAGCUACUUUGUGAAAGAAUGUCCCACUGCAUCUCCAAAUUUCGUUGUUUUGGGUUUGUUGUUGUUGGAGGGGAGACCGCACGGUUGUCCCCCCCACCCCACCCCCCACGCCCCGCCCCGGGCCACCUCUGAGCAGUAAGUUGCCGGCUGCUCCGCCAGGGACCCCACAGCCCCGAGGAAGCAGCCAGUAGCACACAAGCAGGGCAUUCGCAGGGCUUCCUUGUUCAUCGUCUGAGUGCUUUUCCGAUGCUCCUGGAGCAAAACCUCAUGCUUUUCGGCAUACGCGUGUUGAGUUUCAUCUAGGGAAUGCUCUGUUCUUAGUUGCAACGGCACGACUUGAGAAAAUUUUCACCAGGCUGAAAUAAAGGAAAAUGGAAACCAGUUAAGUGGCACAGUGUACAGGGGAGGCCGGGAGAGAGCCUUGAGGAGUAUACUAUGUAUAUAUGUAAAAGCAUAUAUAUGUUAACUAUUGAGAAAAAAAACAAGCGUUUUGCAUUUUGUAAUUGGAUAUAGUCAACGUAUGCUGUACAUUUUUGUUGCUGGGUUUCCUUUCAUUUAACCUCUCCGCACCCUCUCCCACAAAUAGCCAAGCGUCCAAAGCACUUUUAUUUGAAAACUGUGUUGUAAUACUUCAGUUUAAACUCUAAGGGGACUUUGGCCUUGUUUAUGCUUCUUGUCUGAGAACAGUAGUCACCCCCCGGCAGCAAUCAUUACCAAAACACAGACAAACCAAAGUUACCAGCCAGCCCCCCACUGAAAGAAAAGAGCUGAGACACGGGAUUCCCACUUGAGAGCCAAAGGACAUGCCCUGUCACGGUCUGUGUGUGGCCCGUGUUCCUAUUAGUGAACAUGACUUACUGCUUUAUUUAUUUAUAUUUCUUUUCAGGGAGCUUUCCCCGUUUUCCUUCCUUGUGUUCGUGCCCCAGUUCAUCCCAUCUCGGCUGUUACCUUCAUUCCCAGUGUCAUUGUAACCAGCCCUUCUCUCCUGUCAUUGGGAAAGCGACAUAACGGUAUUUCGUAUGCACUCUGCCCCAUGUGCGCGUGCAUGUAUCUGAGCUAUUGAGAUCAGGUCAUUCUGGUGACAGUGUGGACCCACCCAUUCUUCCUCCCAUGUGCACGCACUCUCUCAUUUAUCCUGUUGAUCUCUCUGGCUUGAGGGGUUGCACCCACUGGUCUCCACUCUGACGCGUUGCCAGCACCUGUUUCUGGCUGUUGCCAGAAUGGGGAUGACCCCAUUGUCAUCAUGUUGGGCGCUUCUUUUCCAGAUUGGCCUGCGUUGGAAAGGAAGGCUUCUGAUUAUUGGAAAACACGGCAACGGAAGACCCAGACUCUCUCCCUGCCCCUCUGUCCCUGCACUCAAAGAAACCUCUCUCAGCCAGCCAGCCUUCAUAAAAGCGAAGUUCCUUCUCCCCACCCCCACCCGCCGGCCAAUAGAACUUGGAAAAUCUGGGCCAUUUUAGGGUUCCCAUUUUUUCCUUAUUUGUGCCAACGUCCAAAUUGCAGAUUUCCCCUUUUUUCCUGUAUUGUAACAUAUUAGAAGGAUAAGUUGGUAUUGCCAGUUGGAACUUUCUGUUUGGGCCGCCUGGGGUAACACCCUGCCCUGAACCCCAUGAUUUUAUAGGCUCUUCUUCUCUUAGGACUCAUGCUCCCCUCAUUCCUAGCAAGACUUAAAGGUGGUCCCUCCUAAUCAAAUUCUUCUCAUGGUGGAACUUUCUACCAGGAAGCCUUCACGUAGGCUACUGAUGAGUUACGUUAAUUAUUGCCAAUCAGUGGAAUUCUUAAAAGAUAAGCUUCAUGUACAUUCGUCACCUCCCUUUCUUCCCCAUCCUGUCCUGCUACCCCAAUCCCAGCCUUUCUGUAUACCAUCUCAAAGGGUCUUUUGAGCCCUAACACUUGU
Lynx canadensis (Canada lynx) is the source of this 6619-nucleotide messenger RNA. It is a transcript of the gene BICRAL, whose product is annotated as BRD4 interacting chromatin remodeling complex associated protein like. The coding region runs from base 1064 to 4279 and encodes 1071 amino acids. The record is from RefSeq and is a predicted model, not a curated record. Gene Ontology annotation, cellular component: SWI/SNF complex. NCBI's taxonomy places the organism in Eukaryota, Metazoa, Chordata, Mammalia, Carnivora, Felidae. Gene Ontology annotation, biological process: positive regulation of DNA-templated transcription. The transcript has 12 exons.